This is a messenger RNA of Gadus morhua (Atlantic cod), 3908 nucleotides long. RefSeq names its product Bardet-Biedl syndrome 12 (gene bbs12). Bases 142 to 2166 code for a protein of 674 amino acids. The record is from RefSeq and is a predicted model, not a curated record. The transcript has 2 exons. Gene Ontology annotation, biological process: photoreceptor cell maintenance; chaperone-mediated protein complex assembly. Gene Ontology annotation, molecular function: ATP binding. NCBI's taxonomy places the organism in Eukaryota, Metazoa, Chordata, Actinopteri, Gadiformes, Gadidae.
UGCAGACGGGCUGAUCCCAUGAUCUGCAACGGGAGUCUUUAUUAUUAUAUUCUAAUGAUGUAGAGAACGUUCAUCAUCACUGCGUUUUAUGAUGAAUGACUGAUUGUGGAACAGACACUGCUUCGGGAUCACAGCAGAAUCAUGUUCUCCAGGGGAGUGGUUCAGAAGCAGCACGUCGGGCUACAGAAGGUGUUCGCGCUGGCCGGGCUGGCCCACUCCUCCCUCGGACCCUGCAAGUCCUACAAGAUGAUCCGGGAGGAGGGUAGCGGCGCGGCGGUGCUGGCCUGCUCCUGCGUCCGCCUGCUGGAGACCCUGGAGCUAAGCUGUGCGGUGGGCCAACUGGUCGGCGAGGCGGUGCGGGCGCAACACGGUGCGCACGGCACGGGGGCCGGCUGCCUGCUGUUCAUGGCCGGGGCGUGGAGCCGCGCGGCGCUGGAGUGCCUGCAGAGGGGGGUCCCGGCGCCGCUGCUCGUCAGGACCAUGAGCGGGGUUGGACGUGUGCCUGCGGGCGUGCGGGAGACACACGUCCGGUUGGAGCUGGUCAACAACAGCACGCCGCCGCCGUUACCGCGUUCCCCCGCUGUCGCCACACAGCGGCCGGAUGCGCACGCUCGCCCUGGAAGCAUCAGACUGAGCCACAGCAGACACUUCGGUGGCACCACGGCCGCUAGCGCCGCUGUAGCGCUAGCGUCCCCGGCUAGUAGCAACAGAGACGUGGGGCCGGCGGCGAGGGCCCUGAGCCACGGCCAGUUGCCCCGCUCCAUGGAUCUUGUGGUCCAGGCCGGCCGCCUGCAGUCAGCCCCCCGGGGCCUGCUGCUCCGCCUGGACCUGGGGCGGUUGGUGACCUGCGUGGUGCCCGGUCUGUCGGAGGACCAGGCAUUGCGUCCUGCCGGGCUGGGUGGUCCCGGCUGCCACUGGAGAAGGCGGUGCUGGCCCAGCGGCUGGGGGGGCCGGUCUCUGCGCGUGGUGCUGCUCACCGGAGACCUCUGCGUGAGGUACCGCCACCUGGGCUCCAAGAGCCCCCCGGGGCUGAGCCACGUGGCGGACCGCCUGGCCCCCGAGGGGGCCGGCGGGGAGGCCUGGUGGGCCGACGGCGUCCUGGCAGCCCUGCUGCGGCUGGGCGUGGAGUUGGUGCUGGUCUCGGGGGCGGCCAGCGACGCCCUGGGCCCCCCCUGCCUGGCCCGCGGGAUGCUGCUGGUGGAGCGGGUGCGGCCCUCUGUCCUGAGGGCCCUCGCCCGGGCCUCGGGGGCCGUCCCGGUCGCCUACGCCUCCCAGCUCAGCGAGCGCUGUGUGGGGGCCGGGGUGACGGUGACGCCCUGGAGGGACCUGAAGGAGCACCAGGCGGUGUGCGUCUCCGCGCGGGCCCCCGGGGGCCUGGCCACGGCGGUGCUGACGGGCUGCGUCCCCGCCCGGCUGCAGGCGCUGGAGGACGAGUUCUGGGCCUGCGCCCGCCGGCUGCAGCGGGCCCUUCAGGACGGGGCCCUGCUCCCCGGGGCCGGCAUCAUCGAGAUGCUCUGCGUCCACGACCUCCAGGAGCACGCCCGGCGACCCCUCGCAGGCCCCGGGGGGGCGGAGCCUGAGGCCGGGGCUGCGGGAGGCCUCUGCAGGGACACGGUCUUGAUGCUGAUGGCGGAAGCCCUGACGGACUACGUCGCCACGGUGACGGCCAACAGCGGGCUGAUCUCUAAGCUCCAGGCCCGGAGGGUGGUGGAGCAGGAGGUGGAGCGGCUGGGGGGGGUGGCGGGGGAUGGGCGGUCAGGGGUCCUACAGGGGGAGGGCGCUCUGGGGGAGACAAGUCUGGGCGGGGCCUGCGGUGUUCUGGGCGGGGCCUGCUGUGAUCUGGGCGGGGCCUGCGGUGGUCUGGGUGGAGCCUGUGGUGGUCUGCGCGAGGCCUCCGGUGGGCUGGGCGGGGCCUCAGGUGGUCUGGGAGGGACCUGCGGUGGUCUGAGCGGGGCCUGCGAUGGUCUGGGUGGGGCCUUCGGUGGUCCGGGCGGGGUUUCAGGUGGAGCAGAACAAAGCAGGGUGUAUGAUAACCUGAGCGUGAAGGUAGAGGCGUGGAGGAGGGCCAUGGACCUGGUUCUCCUGGUGCUGCAAACGGACGCGGAGGUCAUUACGGGCGUCGACCCGGACUCCCUGCGGACGGAGACAGACUUAGUGCUGCUCUGAUGUCCGUCGUUCAGCAGGGACACUGUUACUACGCAAUUGUCCUUUAUCUUUUUUACGGAUAUUUCUACAAAGUGAAAAUGUGGCUGUAUAUUUUGCAAAAUACGGAAAUGGUAUUUUAUCUGUUGAUUUAAUAAACAACUAAAGGGAAUGGAUUAAUGCUUAACUCUUCUUGAUGUUUCUCACAUUAACCAAUCAGUUUAAGUCAUGAAGACAAUGUUCCUGUGUAUGUUGUUGUUGUUCCUAUAUGGGACACCUGGGGGCGACAUACGCUCCAUGUGAUUAAGAAGCUGUUCUAUUCCCGGCUGGUUUAGUAGAGCAGUGUCACUCAUUAGCAGAUCAGCGACACAUUCCUUCAAGGCUUAGAGAAACACUUCCUUGCGAGACAGGGCUAAUGUUAGGAUAAUUUAUUCGGUGUUUAAUUUACUUUUUUGUAAUUUUGUAAAUAAAAGUUAAUGAUGGAUGUUUGGGUAUCUAUUGAAACCGUGAAAUUAAAUAUCAACCUACAUAAACAAAGAUGAUAUAUAUUUGAGACAAAAAUACUAUUCUCUUUUUAAUACUAUAAACGACCCAUGUAAAACAUGUUUUCAAUUCCCACACUUUCAGAUUCUCUCAUUGAGACUAAGUGGGUGUGUGAAAGCCCAGCCCUAAAUAAUAGGAAUAGCAUAUUGGUUGUUUUGUACUCCAGAUAUAACAAUCAAUCCCUGAAGGAUCAAUAUGUCAAGUUCAACCCUGACACUCUCCUACCGCAGCGAUACAGUUGUCAGGGUUACCAGCUCUGUUUUCUAGUUCUGUGUGUUUUGGUUCAUGAUUGACUGCUGAGUCCGAGCUCCCACGGUGAUGGAUCAGCCUGUUUGUCCCCUGCUAGGGUUUGGUUUGGCCAGAUCUUCACACCUUGUCCCUCCUCUGGUCCUGUGAGAUCAUUGGAGCCGGUUAGACAUGAACUUUCACUGUUCCUGUCCAGUUAGCUUUUGAAUUCCCAUUGGUCUGAGCCAAGUGAUUUGGGGGUUGUGUAAAUGGACUGCGUUUAUACCGUGCUUUCCUAACCAGUGGCCACUCAAAGCGCUUUACAAUAUUACCUCACAUUCACCCGUUCAUGCACACAUUCACACACUGACGGCGGUGUCAGCCACGCAAGGCGACAGCAAGCUCGUCGGUUAGGCUGAGGUGUCUUGCUCAGGGACUCCUCGACACUCAACAGACACAUGCUGCCCCAUGAGUCUGUUGAGUUGGUCUUCACUCCUGACCUUUCAAUCUCUUGUGUUUUGCCGAUGCCACAGAAGAUCUGUGAAGGACCCCACCACUCUGAGGUGCAGCCACAGUGUGUGUCGUCCAUACAGCAAUGGCCCAAGAACCUCACAAGCAAUGUGAACACGGUGGAUGUGAGUCUGACCCGCUGUGGAGCAGCUGGAACAUACUGACCAGUGAGACCUUCAGAUGUGGUCACCUCUGAGCAGAAGCCCUGAGCACUACCUCAUCAGGCCCUCACACUUAGCCUGGCCUCAAGGGGAACCAUGACAAGCCUUUUGGAUUAUAUACUGGAACAUGGGACAUUUUCAUCCUCGCCCCAUAAACUUUAUGAACAUAACUAUUUAUUGGAUUACAGUUAUAGUCCAAGAAACUCUCAAAGAGGCUCUGAGUUGAGUCUCCCCUCAGUGUGAGCAUUAAUGAAAGGUUGCUGUUCACACUUAGGGUACGAGACCUCCUCUCCGGAGUGGCCGAGUGAAGCAGAACCAGCCCUCCUC